AUGCUUGGGAACGAUGAUCAAUCUACUUGUCCUAAAACACUGAAAACUGCACGUUAUAACGGUCCUCAUCAAGAAAAAUUUUAUAUAAAUCGAAAUCUUCAAGGACAGUUCAAUGAACAAGAAUAUAUUAAUCCUGGACAAUAUUCUGAACAGAGUUUUAUUUCUGAUCAAGCCAUAGCACAUUCUAUCGAUACUCGUCUACCUGUGAUUAGAAUACAUUGUAAUCCUGCUCUCCGAUCAAAGGAAGCUGGUGUUCAGUUUAUAAAAGAUUUUAUGAAAUAUAUUGAAUUGAAUUUUCGUAAAGAAUAUCCAGGUCAUAAAGAUCUAAUUGGAUUAGAUCAGUGGUGGUUACAAGGUGAUGGAAAUUUUUUUUGUGGAGUUACUGACGAUAUUGAUUUUUAUAUGUAUUUAAGCGAUGAUAGUCAUUACCCAUUUUCUAUUGGUAGUGUGCAGAUUAAGCUGGAACCACCAAAACAGCUACCUGCACAGAAUUCUGUUGUAAUCAAGGUCGUUCCUAUUACUAUUUCAAAAGAUGAUGUAUGUGAUGAGAUGAAAUCACGUUUUUAUUCAAUAUUUAUGGUUAAUGAAACGAAAGGAACUAUUAGAUCAAGUGCUCGACAUAUUCGUGUUAUCUUCAAGCAACAAAAUGAAUAUGAGAAAAUUCUCUAUGAGGGGAGAAUUGUAAUUCAAGGACUUGUACUUGACGUCGACGAAUAUUUACCUUCACCAAAGAUUCUUAUUUGUAUGAAAUGUAAUUUACCUGGUCAUAUUAAGAAAGCCUGUCAAGCUCCUUAUUCUAUAUGUCGACGAUGUGGUCAAGAUAAAGAUAACGGGGAUAACCAUACUGAAUAUGUGAUUCAGUGUUAUCAUUGUGAUGGUAAUCAUAUAUCGACAGAUUACAAGUGUCCUACAAUAGUUAAUUUUCGGAAAAAUCUUUUAGAUAAAUUAAAAAAUAAUGCUGACAAACUACUAGUACAUGUACGUAUGUUUAUUCCAAUUGACUGUCGAAAGCCCAAUGAUCGUGAUCGAAUUCUAACUUCCUCUCGUUGUGAAUAUUCUGCUCCUCCUAUCACUACCACAAGUAAUUCUUCAUAUCUUCCAACUAUGAAUUAUUGGACUAGUCAACAAGAAGCGGCAAAUGCAUCACUGUCAAAGGGAUAUUUGGAUUCGGCAAUUAGAGCAUUUGAUAAUGAAUUGAAUAAGAUAAAGAAAGAUUUUGACGAAGAAAAAAAAAAAUCAACGGUUUAUAUGAAAAACAAAUUGAAACGGGUAAAAAAGGAUGGCUUAUUCUACAACAGCAAGUCCGUGCAUAAAAUGAAUGCGUAG
Didymodactylos carnosus is the source of this 1326-nucleotide messenger RNA. NCBI's taxonomy places the organism in Eukaryota, Metazoa, Rotifera, Eurotatoria, Philodinida, Philodinidae. The record is from the annotation of a GenBank genome assembly.